Molecule: messenger RNA, 615 nt
Organism: Hibiscus syriacus
Lineage: Eukaryota; Viridiplantae; Streptophyta; Magnoliopsida; Malvales; Malvaceae
Product: 60S ribosomal protein L24-like
Exons: 5
Coding region: 89-583 (164 amino acids)
Biological process (GO): cytoplasmic translation
Cellular component (GO): cytosolic large ribosomal subunit
Molecular function (GO): structural constituent of ribosome; mRNA binding
Source: RefSeq, a predicted model, not a curated record
UCUUCAAAACCUUGAAUAUACCUAGCAAAGUCCGCUAGGGUUUCAAAACCAAAGGAACAGAGAAACAGCGGCAGCAACAGCGCCAGCCAUGGUUCUCAAGACGGAGCUUUGCCGAUUUAGUGGUGCCAAGAUUUACCCUGGGAAAGGCAUCAGAUUCGUUCGUUCUGAUUCUCAGGUCUUUCUCUUUUCCAAUUCAAAAUGCAAGAGGUACUUCCACAACCGUCUGAAACCAUCGAAACUUACAUGGACAGCCAUGUAUAGGAAACAACAUAAGAAGGACAUUGCCCAAGAGGCUAUUAAGAAGAGGAGACGGACCACCAAGAAGCCUUACUCCCGAUCCAUUGUUGGUGCCACUUUAGAGGUUAUCCAGAAGAAGAGGAGUGAGAAACCCGAAGUUCGUGAUGCUGCUAGGGAAGCUGCUCUCCGAGAAAUCAAGGAAAGAAUCAAGAAAUCUAAGGAUGAGAAGAAGGCGAAGAAAGCUGAAGUAUCUGCAAAGCAACAGAAGACACAGGGCAAGGGUAGCAUUCCGAAGGGUGGGGCACCAAAAGGUCCCAAGCUCGGUGGUGGUGGUGGAAAGCGUUGAGUUUGCUAAUUCAUUAUCUGCCUUUCUCUGGC